ACCGGUUUUCCCCGGUUCAUUCUAAUGGAACUCCCUCAACGCUCGGGAAAUCAAGAAUGACGCUUGAAAAAACCUCUAGUUUUGACUGGCAUUGAACCUUCAUAUAAAUAUAGCAAGCAGACAAUAUACAAGGAAUUUAGUUCAUCAUCAAGAAUGUCGCAACGAAUUAACGAUGUUGUGCGGCUGUGUUGCGAGUUAUCUGCAAACCAACAGAUAAAGACCACAGUGAAGGGAUCUUCCAAAGGGGCGGUGGCAGCAGGAGGACUAGCCUUUGCAGGAGGACUGGUUGGAGGCCCCCUUGGCAUCGCUGUGGGGGGUGCGGUCGGUGGCCUACUGGGAUGCUGGAUGACCAGUGGACAGUUCAAGCCGCUGCCUCAGAUCAUCAUGGAGCUGACCCCGGUGCAGCAGCAGAAGCUCUACGAUGAUGUCAUGGCCAUCAUGGGCGAGGUCCAGUGGACCGACAUGGCCCAGCUGACAGCCCUGGUCAUGGGCAAUGCCACCCUACAGCAGCAGGUGACCGCUGCCCUCCUGGGCUAUGUGACCAAAGAGCUCCAGGCAGAGGUGCACUAUGUCGACUGACAAGGCCUCUAUCAGAGAGCACAUCUCUUUAGGGUUUUCAAAGGAAAAUGGAAACGAUGACAUUUUGCACAAUGUCAAAGGACAAUUUAAAAAUGAAGGACAAUAAAUUAUUUAUUAAAAGUGGGGCUGUACACUCAAGGAUGAAAACCUCAAUGGUCUGUGAGAAGGGAAGGAGCCACUGAUUGAAAGUGCAUGAAAUGAGUUGUGGCUAAUUAUUUCAAGGGUUUGUGUGACUAUGUAUUGACUACCUGAGCUAGAAAUUGUGUGAAAAGAAAUACAACCUUUUAAUGCUUUCAAUUCUGUACUCCUGGAUGUCACUUAUAUACAUCUGUGAAAGCUGGCAGUUAUCAAGUAUGUUGUUUCUCAUAGACUGGUGUGCUCUGCAAGUUUAACCAGCGAGAAUAUAGGUGCCUAAUUUAGACCGCCUAACACUUCUUGAGGGUUUGGUCAAUCAUACUCAGACCGCAGUCUUUUUAUGCAUUCGGUGCCAAAGAUCAAAAUAAUUUAAAUGAGUAAAAUGUUGACAAACUGACAUUCACAUGCUGAUACACCGGGAUUCACACCCAUCUGAAAUGUGUUGAUGAUUGUAAUAUUAUCAAUGAUUAUAGAGCAGGGGUGGGCAACAUACGGAUCCGGCCCGCGAGGCUAUUCAAUCUGACACGGGGGAGGUUUGAGUAAAAAUGAUAUACUGAACAAAAAUAUAAAACGCAACAGUUCAUAUGAGGAAAUCGGUCAAUUGAAAUAAAUUCAUUAGGCCCUAAUCUAUGGAUUUUUUAACAUUUUAAAUGACACUUCUCCAGAACGACUUACAGUAGUGAGUGCAUACAUUUUCGUACUGGCUCCCCGUGGGAAACAAACCCACAACCCUGGCGUUGCAAGUACCAUGCUCUACCAACUGAGUCACAAGGGACACAUGACUGGGAAUACAGACAUGCAUCUGUUGCUCACAGAUACCAAAAAAGAAAUGGGCCUCACAAUUGUCCUUAGGAUCUCGUCACGGUGCAUUCAAAUUGCCACUGAUAAAAUGCAAUUGUGUUCGCUGUCUGUAGCUUACGCCUGGCAAUACGAUAACCCCACCGCCACUAUGGGGCACUCUGUUUACAACGUUGACAUCAGUAAAUUGCUCGCCCACAUGACGCCAUACACGUGGUCUGCGGUUGUGAGGCCAGUUGGACGUAAUGGAGGACAUUCCUGCAGUCAGUAUGGCAAUUGCACGCUACGUCAAAACUUGAGACACUUUUUACAGUGGCCUUUUAUUGUGCUCACUAACAGGGAUGUAAACCAAUUUUGCACAACAUUUGAGAAAUUAAGGUUUUAAAGCAUAGGACAAUUUUCUGGGAUAUUUUAUUUCAGCCAUGAAACAUGGGACCAGCACUUUACAUGUUGCAUUUAUAUUGUUGUUCAGUGUAAAGUAUAUACACAUUUU
Messenger RNA from Oncorhynchus gorbuscha (pink salmon), 2005 nucleotides. Its product is annotated as protein C19orf12 homolog. The record is from RefSeq and is a predicted model, not a curated record. The transcript has 3 exons. Lineage: Eukaryota; Metazoa; Chordata; Actinopteri; Salmoniformes; Salmonidae. Bases 154 to 579 code for a protein of 141 amino acids.